Molecule: messenger RNA, 830 nt
Organism: Strongylocentrotus purpuratus (purple sea urchin)
Lineage: Eukaryota; Metazoa; Echinodermata; Echinoidea; Camarodonta; Strongylocentrotidae
Product: lysozyme 3-like
Exons: 3
Coding region: 272-727 (151 amino acids)
Molecular function (GO): lysozyme activity
Source: RefSeq, a predicted model, not a curated record
AUCAUACCAGGAAGUAUUGUGGUUCAAGUGUAAACUUGCACUGAUGAAUGGGAACUUCCAUUAUGUACAGGUCGUCAAAAGCUUUCAAGUACAUCACAUAUAAGUUAUAACACUAAGAAAGGAAACAUUUAGAAGACAUUCUCAUGCGUCGUUUAUUUAUUGCGUGCACACCGUCAAAAGCCUUUGAGCUCAGAAUACUAGAAUAAUACGUAGAAUUCAGUACAGACUGAUUUACAUUUGAAGGUGGAUAUAAAGAGCAAAGAUUGUUGAAAUGGCUGUCGUGAUCACCAACGUAUUGAUUUUCUGCGCGGUCUUCGUCGCCGCUCUUGGAACGGAGAAGUACCAUGUGGCGCUCCCAACCCCCGUUCCAGCUGACUGUCUGAGGUGUAUCUGCAUCGUGGAAUCCAACUGUAAGAUGCCCUCUCCUGUUUGUCAGAUAGACGUCGGCUCGCUAUUGUGUGGUCCCUACCAGAUAAAGGACGAUUACUGGAACGACGCUAGGAUGAAAGGCGGGGAUCUCAUGGGAUCUUGGAGAAAGUGCACAGCUGAUAUGGGAUGCAGUGGGGAGACGGUACAGGGCUACAUGGCUCGUUUCGCUGUCAUUAGUCGCCUUGAACACGAACCAACUUGUGAGGAUUUUGCCCGCAUACACAACGGCGGUCCAAAUGGUUAUAAUAGGACCUCUACAUUGAAAUACUGGUCCAGAGUCAAGGAAUGUCUCAAUUAAAGUCCAGUUGAAAUAUUAAUGUUUCUUCUCACCUGAAUUAGGCUUACAUAGUGUGAAUGAUGCAAUAUCUUAGUUACGUUACCCCUUUUGAAUCCCAACUGCU